Indicator indicator is the source of this 723-nucleotide messenger RNA. It is a transcript of the gene SYNGR2, whose product is annotated as synaptogyrin 2. Gene Ontology annotation, cellular component: neuromuscular junction; synaptic vesicle membrane. NCBI's taxonomy places the organism in Eukaryota, Metazoa, Chordata, Aves, Piciformes, Indicatoridae. The transcript is spliced from 4 exons. The record is from RefSeq and is a predicted model, not a curated record. The coding region runs from base 1 to 684 and encodes 227 amino acids.
AUGGAGGGUGUCGGUGGCGGCGCGUACGGGGCGGCCAAGGCCGGCGGUAGCUUCGACCUGGCCCGCUUCGUGCAGCAGCCGCAGGUCCUGACACGGAUUGCCAGCGCGAUCUUCGCUCUGAUCGUGUUCUCUUGCCUGGUCGGAGAGGGCUACACCAACGUGCCCACCUCCUCCCAGCUCUUCUGCAUCUUCAACCGCAACGAGGAUGCUUGUCGUUAUGGCAUUGGCAUUGGAGUCCUCGCCUUCCUCGCCUGCAUCUUCUUCUUUAUGGUGGACAUCUACUUCCCCCAGAUCAGCAACACCACCGAUCGCAAAUACCUGGUCCUGGCAGACCUUGGCUUCUCAGGUCUCUGGACAUUCCUGUGGUUUGUUGGCUUUUGCUUUUUGACCAACCAGUGGUCCUCGACACUGGCUGAGGAUGUGCACAUUGGGGCUGACUCAGCUCGUGCUGCCAUCACCUUUAGCUUCUUCUCCAUUUUCUCCUGGGGUCUCCUGAUUGCCUUCGCUUACAAGAGAUACAAAAUGGGGGUGGAGGACUUUGUUCAAAGCUACAUUGACCCCACCCCAGAGGUUUCAACCCCCUACUCCAGCUACCCCAACAUCAGCCAUGACAGCUACCAGCAGCCACCCUUCACCCAGACAGCAGAAAGCCCAGAGGGUUACCAGCCCCCACCGGUGUACUGAGCCCCGGUGGGGACUACUGUACCAGUGCAAUUUUCUUUG